AUGCAGACAUAUAUUAAAAAAAAAAAAAUUAUGCUUUUGCCUUGGUGCGCCCCUCAAAACAAGAUGGGUCACCAGCAGUCCUACUGGAGCCACCCAAGAAAAUUUGGCCAGGGUUCCUGCUCUUGUUACAUGUGCUCAAACCGUGGUCUGAUCCAGAAAUAUGGCCUCAAUAUGUGCCGCCAGGGUUUCCAUCAGUCCAGGAAGGACAUAGGCUUCAUCAAGUUGGACUAA
Loxodonta africana (African savanna elephant) is the source of this 231-nucleotide messenger RNA. RefSeq names its product small ribosomal subunit protein uS14-like. Gene Ontology annotation, molecular function: zinc ion binding; structural constituent of ribosome. Bases 1 to 231 code for a protein of 76 amino acids. Lineage: Eukaryota; Metazoa; Chordata; Mammalia; Proboscidea; Elephantidae. Gene Ontology annotation, cellular component: cytosolic small ribosomal subunit. The transcript has a single exon. The record is from RefSeq and is a predicted model, not a curated record.